Aspergillus homomorphus CBS 101889 is the source of this 1287-nucleotide messenger RNA. Its product is annotated as alpha/beta fold hydrolase. The record is from RefSeq and is a predicted model, not a curated record. Lineage: Eukaryota; Fungi; Ascomycota; Eurotiomycetes; Eurotiales; Aspergillaceae. Bases 275 to 1183 code for a protein of 302 amino acids. The transcript has 3 exons.
CGAAUGGUGUCCCACGUCUCAUGUCGCUACCUCCAUGGCGUGGUAGUGGAUUAAAAGGGGUUUGCAGCUCGAGAGAGAGACAAGCAAGAAAUUCGUAUAAUAAUUAGACUAAUAGUCGAGUCUACGGCGGAAGGAACCGACUAGAGACCGACUUUAGGAAAUUGGGGAAUCCUUUCAGAUUAACUCGAAUCCAAACCUUCCUGCCUUCUCUUCUACCUUUUCUUAUAUACACUCCGCACAUUGCCUCACUCAAUCGAUAACAGCAUCUAAUAAUAUGGCCGCUCAACAGACCAUCACCGUCCCCCACUUGGGUGGCAUCGAAGUUGGCUAUGCCCUGUCCAACAACAACAUUUACGACCCCUCCAAGCCGACUUGUGUGCUCAUCAACUCGAUGUGCAUGACUGUGUCGCUCUAUCGCCCCCAGUUCGAGGAUGCUGAGUUGACCAGCACCGCCAACUUGCUUGCCAUCGAGCCUCUUGGCCAUGGCGCCACCCGCUGUCUGGCGCCCGCCGCCGAACACUUCACUUACUGGGACUCGGCCAUCAUGGCCCUUCAGGUGAUGGAAAAACUGGGCAUUCAGCAGGCGUUUGCCCUUGGAACCAGCCAGGGAGGAUGGGUUGUAGCACGCAUGGCUCUUUUGGCGCCAGAUAGGAUCCUUGGCAUCCUGCCCCUUGGUACUUCGAUGGAUUACGAAUCGGCCGACUCCCGCACCAAGGAUUGCUGGGACCCCGUUACCCUACUUACCCCAUUCCUGGAGAAAUGGACGACCGAAACCGCCACCCCAGACUUUGUGGUCGACGACGUAUGGUGUGGUAUGGUGGCGGGAAUCGGCUUUGGGGCGGCGGGAACGCCCGAGACGAUCGACUUCUGGGUGCAGACGCUGAAGCAGGUCUAUACGGGAGACGAGGGACGCAAGAAAGUGCGCAUGGCGUUGAUGUGUCUGCUGACGCGAGAUGGUCUGCUGCUGCGGCUGAAGGAUGUGCGGUGCCCAGUGUUUUGGUUGCAGGGGACGGAAGAUUUCCCCUUCAAGACCACGGUCCCCGCAGAACAGAUCCAGCGGUUCUCCGCAAGUAAGGAGGCUAGGUUGCAGAUGGUAGAGGGGGGCGCGCACUACCUGAAUGCGACGCAUCCCCGGGAGGUCAACGCGGCGAUCCGUGAGAUGGUCACUCGCUAUAGUGCCUGAGCGGCAGCUGGAAGGAGGUAAAAAUAAUAUGGGCUACUGUAGCGGCGCAGAUAAUGACUAGAGUAGUACGGAGUUAGCCCCAGGAAAAUGUUGAACAGUUCAGG